Cotesia congregata is the source of this 1515-nucleotide messenger RNA. The record is from the annotation of a GenBank genome assembly. NCBI's taxonomy places the organism in Eukaryota, Metazoa, Arthropoda, Insecta, Hymenoptera, Braconidae.
AUGUUAAUAAAAUUAACAAAUAUAAAUAGUUUCCGGAAAAUCAUGGACCUGGCAGAAACAAUGAAAAAUAUCGUCGCUAAAGGAAUGCAAACAGAGAUGGGUCCACCAACAGGAACUGGAGGAGCUGGAGGCGGAGGCGGUAGCUCUGGAUACCCACAAGGUUCACCCAGCGGUGCUGGGUAUAUUACUGAGAAGAUGUACAUGCUUUUGCAAUUAUAUUUACAAAACAAAGGAUGGAAUCCUAGUAUCGAAUUGCUCCAGUGUUUUACGGAAUUGAAAGAGGCUUCUAUGUUACCCAGUGCUGCAUACUUACAAAUGAUGGCAUCUAGAGUAGCAUUGGACGCCCACGGUCGUUUGAUAUUACGAGAAAAUGGUAAAAUAAUACUUCCCUACGAGCAUUUUGCAAACGCAGUGAUGCUGAAGCACAUGAACGGGCCGACGGGAUUGCACUUGGGUCUUGAAGGGACCGUGAGAGCUGUGAUGGAAUCCUACACAAUCGGUCGUGAGUGUUUCGGCAUGGAGAAGGAGUUUAUAAUCGAAGUGGUCCAAAAUUGUCCCAACCCGGCGUGUCGGUACUACAAAAAUCAGAUGGAGUUGACCCAGAAGAUGGGCCACAUGGCUCCAACUUACAUCCAGGACAGCGAAGCUGCUGCCUCGCUGCUCAGGUCCAGCUUCUCGCACAACUCUGACUUCGGGAUGAGCAACUCCCAGUCCAACAGCAGUCACAUGCCUGUCGCUGGGUCCUCUUCCAGCGACUUGUCGGAGCUUCAACAGAGGAACACCACCCAGAUGAAUCUCCAGCAGCGGCCACCAAGUCGUCCUUCGCUCAAUAUUCCCCACAGACCAGCUUCUUCUCAGGAACGCAAGCAGUCUUUAGGGAAGCAUCACUACGAGACUAUCAUGGCUAAUAAUAAUGCUGCAGCAGUGGCUGCUGCUGCUAUGAAUGAUCAUAAACUCACGGAUUUUUUGAGAUCUAAUAAUAUUGACAGCAUCGAAGGACUCAAUAGUCUGGGUCUUGGCAAUCUUCAGGGACUCAGUAAUGCCAAUAAGGAUUUACUUGCGUUACACAACGGCGCUUGGGCUAAUGAUGACAAAAAUUCGCGUCCUAAUUCUUCGAAUCCAGACACUGGUGGAGGAAAAAUUGUACGAGCAUUCGCAGAAGUUAUGAAAAAUAUGUCAAGAAUGAAAGCAUGCGUACGUCCUGCGAUGUGCAAGCCCUACGGAAAACAAUCAGAAGCUCUACAAAAAACGCUUGUUGAUACAAUACAACUGGUGCAGUCGCUCAGAAGUUUUCUUCCACCACCUCAUUUUCCGGUUUCCAGCUGGAAAAAUGAAGAUAAACAUAGAUUAGAUCAUACUUCUUCAUAUUUAUCAACUUCAUUAAAAGCUGCGGGAGCACGUGAAGAAUUAUACGAAGCUCAUCAUCACUAUAAUUUAGUACUCGUUUGUGCUAAAUGUGUUCUAGUCACACGAAGAGUCAUCGAAUCAACUUUAAUAGUAAAGAUAAAUAAUUAA